Molecule: messenger RNA, 783 nt
Organism: Aspergillus bombycis
Lineage: Eukaryota; Fungi; Ascomycota; Eurotiomycetes; Eurotiales; Aspergillaceae
Exons: 3
Coding region: 1-783 (260 amino acids)
Source: RefSeq, a predicted model, not a curated record
AUGGCCUCCAACGACGACAAUUUGAAGACGGACAGUCUGCGACAUGGGGAUAAUAAUGAGCAUUCAGUGCCUACCACCGCUGUGCACUCCCCAGAAUCCAAUGUGCAAUCAGCCUCCGCUCCUGCUUCAGCCCCAGAACCGGCAGCGAACCCGCUUACGUCUGAAAAUACCCCCCAUCAACAACAUAUGGUGACCGAAACGUCAGAUGCACAGCCUCUCGCUGGUGGCGAAAGUGCUCCUCUACCCCAACAACCAAGUGAUGCGAGUACUCUUCCGACUCCCAAUGCGCCCGCCGUUGAGUCCCAGGCCUCGACUAUUGAGGCGCCCCCUGCAGAGCAGCCAUUGCAGGAAUCUGACGCGAAGGAGGAAGACCAGGGCCCGUCGCUGAUGAUUACAUUGCUUUUGACAUCAGGUUCGCGGCAUCCGUUCAAGAUCGAUGGGAAGUAUCUCCAAAAACGGUCAGUGAAUGUGGAAAACAACGAUCCUUUUGCCAUGAGCGUAUACACGCUUAAGGAGUUGAUCUGGAGGGAAUGGCGACAAGAUUGGGAACCGCGACCAUCAUCGCCGAGUUACAUUCGGCUGAUCUCGUUUGGUAAACUGCUCGACGAUAAAGCGCCUCUAUCAGACUCCAAAUUCAACCACGAUGCUCCCAAUGUGGUGCACAUGACAAUCAAACCUCAGGAACUUGUCGAUGAAGAGGACGCCAAAGGCUCUAAGCCACAGUACUCGCGGGAACGUGAAGCCAGUGAACGAAGCCCGGGGUGUCGCUGCGUAAUCCAAUAA